Molecule: messenger RNA, 1381 nt
Organism: Eruca vesicaria subsp. sativa (arugula)
Lineage: Eukaryota; Viridiplantae; Streptophyta; Magnoliopsida; Brassicales; Brassicaceae
Source: the annotation of a GenBank genome assembly
AUAAUGGAAAAAUUGCAUUGACAUACAUUAUAUAAUUUAAAAACAUAUACUAUAAAUUCAAUGGAAGGCUUACCUUCUCGUAUAUAUUAUAUAUAAGCAAAAGAGUUCGCUUCCAGCAUAACCAAAAUCAACAAAAAAAGAAGAAGAAGCAAAUUUACAGAAAGCAAAAAACAAAAAUCACCAAGUAUAAAACUUCUUAUUUUCAAUUCCGAAGUUUUCAUUUGAUAUAUUUCAACUUCCUCUUUACAAAUUAAGGUGUGUUUUUGAUCCUUCUAUGUUACCUUUUCAAUAUAAAAUUUAAACAGCUCUUCUUGAAGAUCCAUGGCAGCCAUAGAUCUCUCAGAACCUUUCAAAGAAGAGCUCAUGAAAGUCCCUAAACCUUUCACCAACUCUGUUUCUUCUCUUUCUCCAAUUCCAAACUCAAUCUUCGGUUUCAACCAAACCACACCUCUCGGUCUUAACCAUCUCACACCUUACCAAAUCCACCAGAUACAAAACCAGCUUAACCAGAAACGCAACACAACCAUCUCAACCCUCUCCCCAAAGCCAGUACCAAUGAAGAACAGAACAACUCAGAAACUCUACAGAGGAGUUAGACAAAGGCACUGGGGAAAAUGGGUUGCUGAGAUCCGUUUACCCAAGAACCGGACCCGACUCUGGCUUGGAACUUUCAACACAGCCGAAGAAGCAGCCAUGGCUUAUGAUCAAGCUGCUUACAAGCUCCGAGGUGAAUUAGCAAGACUUAAUUUCCCACACAACAGGCACGAGUAUGGCGAAAGCAGCUUCAAGCCUCUUCAUCCCUCUGUUGAAGCAAAACUCGAGGCGAUUUGUCAGAACUUGAGAAAAACAGAGGAUGAUGAUGAUCUCCCCUGUUCUGAAACAGAGCUUUUCCCGCCAAAAUCAGAGUAUCAAGAAAGUGAAUGUAAGUCUUUGAGAGCUGACGAGAGUUUGUUUUCUGAUGAGUCUCAGGUGGGAUCUUCGUCUUCGGAUACGUUCUUGGAUUUUUCGGAUUUAGGGUUUGAUGAGACUGGGAGUUUCGUGCUGGAGAAGUUUCCUUCUGUGGAGAUUGAUUGGGAUGCGAUUAGCAAGUUGUCCGAAUCCUAGGAGUCUGUCUUCGACUCAGUGUCUAUUGAUGUCUCAUAUUAGUUACUUAAUCUCUUCAACUGAAAUUUUUACAGUUGCAGAGACUAGUUUAAGGCUAAAGAAGUCCUUCUCUGUGUAUUUGGUCUAGCUGGUUUAUGUUUCUUUUAUUGUUCAGAAACCUUGUCAUUGACCAAUCAGAGAAGGGUUUUUUGUGUAUGCUCAUAUUUUAAGUUUUAUUGAAUGUAUAUAUUAUUACACUUUUAUAUUAGUCCUUUUUAUGUUCAUUUUUUCCUAUUUC